UUCUAGUGUUUUGUCAUUGAGAGCUCACUGUCUUCAUCAUGAUCAUCAUCUCUCUGCUCCUGCUGGCCUCUCUGCUACCACACCUGACCUUCACUGCUCAUGCGGAUGUUGGUAUAGUGAAUGGUCGGGUAGCAAAACCCCACUCCAGACCUUACAUGGUUUCUCUUCAGAUUAACAAGGAACAUAUUUGUGGUGGAUUUCUCAUUCAUAACCAGUUUGUCUUGACUGCUGCACAUUGCAGACAAAAAAAUACGAUACUGACAGCUGUGAUUGGGGCACAUAACUUAAAGAAUGAGAAUGAGGGGUCUGUCCGCAUCGCAGUGAAGUCUUACCACAAGCAUCCAGGCUAUAAGCCUGGCAGACCUUCAAUCCUGAAUGACAUUAUGCUUUUGAGGCUACAAAAGAAAGUCAAAGAAAACAAUAAAGUCAAGAUUAUUAAAAUACCAAGACAAAAGGGAGACAUCAAAGCCGAUUCUGUCUGUAGUGUCGCUGGCUGGGGAAGCCUACGGACUAAUGGCUCAGCUAAUGAUCGUCUAAUGGAGAUGAAGGUGUAUAUAAUGGAUAACACAGAAUGUGAAACAAGAUGGGGAGAGAUAUACUCAGUUCCAAAGAUGAUGUGUACAUAUGGCAUUGGUGGAUUCUGCGAUGGAGAUUCUGGGGGUCCGUUAGUUUGUGGAGACACUGCAGUUGGUAUCGUAUCAUUUCAUGUCUUGGAUCUCUGCAAUUCGCCUAUGUAUCCUAAUGUGUAUACUAAGGUUUCACCUUAUCUGGAGUGGAUCAACAAAAUAAUAAAAAAUUUCAAGUGAAUUCAUGAAUUUAUUUCAAUAAAAGUAUCACAUGAAAAUCA
This is a messenger RNA of Carassius auratus (goldfish), 847 nucleotides long. Its product is annotated as granzyme-like protein 1. Bases 39 to 806 code for a protein of 255 amino acids. The record is from RefSeq and is a predicted model, not a curated record. The transcript has 5 exons. Gene Ontology annotation, molecular function: serine-type endopeptidase activity. Lineage: Eukaryota; Metazoa; Chordata; Actinopteri; Cypriniformes; Cyprinidae. Gene Ontology annotation, biological process: proteolysis.